AUGGAUGAUAGCAUGAUACUUGACCCGAUGGCAACUCACCAAGUUUCGGUCAUGCCACCACGCGACCCAACACCCACCGAAAUCUAUCUGGACGAAGACCCCAAGAACCUUGCACACGACAUCUCAAACACCGCCGCAUCCCCUACUCUUGACACGGCUGGAAUGGACUCCAUACCAAUGCAACUCAGCAUCCAUACACAUACGACUGCCCUCGAGACCAACGCCCAAAUCCCUUUCGGGGCUGUAGCUGAAGCCGAAACAGCAUCUGUCGAGGUGCAAAUGGAUAUCGGCACAGACAAGACUGUCACGGCUGCAGAGGCAAAUCCCGAGGUUGUUGAAGAGGUCGCCCCAGCCUCUUUAUCUCAGGCGGAAGGUCCAGACGACAACUACACAACUCCAGCGUCAGUUGAAGAUGCCACUACUAGAUCAGAUGUGACGGUCCACGAAGCUGCUAAAAAGGAUACGUCCGUCAAAGCCAUCAAUGAUGCUCCGCAUGCCGAAGAGGUCAUAACCAUUGAGGCACACAAUCCUGUCAUCAUCAGACGCGAGGUUUCUGAGGCUAUCGACACUGAAUCUACGACCGAUGAUACCGCAGCUCCAGAUCUCAAACUUACCAAGGCCGUGGCUUCUGAGCAGAAGGAUUCGAGCACUGUUAACCUACUUGUCGGUGAAAGAACGAACAGCUGCCCGGAGAGUUCCAAGCCCAGCACACUCGCUGUAGAGAACACGCAAGAACAAUAUAGACUUGCCCUUGACAAAAUCGCGUCCGAAGUCGUCAGCCCGGAUAACGAUCCUUCCCGAGCUACAGAGUCAAACUCAGAGGCCGGAAAUUCUGAUGAUACAUGUGCAGAAAUAAGAAGACUUACCGCUGCAUAUGAUUCGUCUGGAGAGGACCAAACUAAGCCUAAGGGAUCCCUGUUUGGCGGUCCAGCAGGUCCACAGAUCCCGUUACAUACAGAUACUCCCAAGAUCUCAGAGGGCCGGACAUUUGUACAGACUGAGACACUCAAAGGUUUCGAGGAGCUCUUCCCAGAAGAAGUGACUUCGGGAAACAAUGUCUUCCCAGAAGACUCCGGGCUUGACAUAAAUUCGUUUCACUUUACGAACAGCAACACCGAACAAGAUGCCGAGCUUGGGGCAGAGGCAGGAGCUGAGCAGGAGGAUGUUCUCGAACAACCAACAAGUUCUGAUCAAGACCCGAAGCCUGAUGUGGAGCCAUCGCACGAUCCCACGUCACCAAACUACACCUGGAUUCCUACGUCUCCGGCUUACUCGCAUACUACUUCGAACAACUCGCAUGCGACACACAAGAGUUACGAGUCGGAAGUCCAAAGUAUACUUGGGCUCAAUCUGGAUGAUCCUUACAAUGUAGCCGCUGAUAUUCAGGAGACUCCCGAAGCUUAUGCCAGUCUUGAAAGAAAUCCUGGUCAUAUCGUCCCAGAGUUGCCUGGAGAACAGCCGCCUUGCAACUGCGAACAACCACAUUGCGGACAUCGUGUGAUCAUAGCUUUCAACCUACGCAAGGAACCAAGAAAGGAACAUUGCGUCUACAUCAACAAUCUCGUCUACGAUAACGACCCAUCGGGAACCUACACCGAUGAGCAGAAAUACUACCCAUCAGCACAGAAAGUGGCCAUUGAAGACCUCGACGAAGACGAAGAGAGCAACAAUGACGGAGAGGAAGAUCGUGUCAUGAGCGGCGGCUUGCCUACUGGUCCCACUGACCCAAACGGCAGAUUCAAAACAAUACCCUUCAACCACACCGACACUCUGAUCAGGGACAAGAUGUCAUUCGGAGAAGAGUCAUCCUCAUCAGACGAGUCACGUACCAAGAAGAACAAGAAGCGCAAGAAGACAAAGACAAAGUCCUCCAAAGCCAGCAAGAAGAGUAAGAAUAACAAUGGCACCGCCAUUAUCCGUGCAACUCAGAGCGACGAAGAAGACGUCCGAAUUGACGAACAAGCCUCCACACCCGUCCUAAAGGCAUCUACCAGAAAGCCAGCUACUAAAAAGCCCUCCUCAACCACGACACCAGAUCAAACAAUCGUCCAAAUGCUGCAGCGGCUCGCAAAACCGCACACUACAAGACUGUGCUAUCCCAUUACAUUCAACUGCCCCGCUGCUUCUAGCUCCAUCUGCAAGAGUUCCUCCUACGCAACCAAAGGUUGUUCACCCACACCUCGCAAGAUCAAAAUUUACGACUUUGGACAAGGUAGUCAGGAAAUUCCUGAUGAAAAUGAAGCUGGGAGUGCAGUGGUCUCUGCAAAGGCAAAGAAACCAGAGCAGACGCAGUUGUGUCUAAGUUGCACGACGAGGUAUAUGAAGAUUUUGAUGUGCAGCACUCACGAUAUCAGUCCCAUCAUUGCCUCUCCAUCUCAACCCGCCUCAACUUCCUCACCUCCCUCGGAUUCCUCAUCUCCAACUGAAGCCCGAUCGCCACAGAUCUCGUGCACAAUCUGCGCAGCACCAUCGACCUACACCUGCGAGACCUCCUGCGGGGCAAACUUCUGCGAUACCUGCUCUGGAAAAGUAUAUGGAGAGCACGAGGGCAAUCUAAGUGCUUUGCUGGAUACCAUGACAGAUGAAGUUACUGCAGAGUAUCCACAGGGACUCAGGGCCGAUGUGGAAGUUUUGAGGAAAGGAGGUGAGUUGUGGAAGUUUUUGAGCAGGAUGGCUAGGAAGAAGGCCUGA
This is a messenger RNA of Aureobasidium namibiae CBS 147.97, 2691 nucleotides long. RefSeq lists its product as uncharacterized. The transcript has a single exon. NCBI's taxonomy places the organism in Eukaryota, Fungi, Ascomycota, Dothideomycetes, Dothideales, Saccotheciaceae. The record is from RefSeq and is a predicted model, not a curated record. Bases 1 to 2691 code for a protein of 896 amino acids.